AUGAGCCUGCUGUCGGCCAUCGAUACGAGCGCCGCCUCGGUGUACCAGCCGACCCAGCUGCUCAACUGGGUCUACCUGUCGCUGCAGGACACGCACCAGGCGAGCGCCUUCGAUGCCUUCCGGCCAGAGCCGCCCGCCGGCGCCGCGCCCCCAGAGCUGGCCUUCGGCAAGGGCCGCCCAGAGCAGCUGGGCUCGCCCCUGCACUCCAGCUAUCUCAACAGCUUCUUCCAGCUGCAGCGCGGAGAGGCAUUGAGCAGCAGCGUGUACAAGAGUGCCUCACCCUACGGCUCCCUCAAUAACAUCGCCGACGGCCUCAGCUCCCUCACCGAGCAUUUCUCCGACCUGACCCUCACCUCCGAGACCCGCAAGCCCAGCAAGCGGCCCCCACCCAACUACCUGUGCCACCUGUGCUUCAACAAAGGACACUACAUCAAGGACUGCCCCCAGGCACGCCCCAAAGGCGAGGGUCUGACCCCGUACCAGGGCAAAAAGCGCUGCUUCGGCGAGUACAAGUGUCCCAAGUGCAAGAGAAAAUGGAUGAGCGGCAACUCCUGGGCCAACAUGGGGCAGGAGUGCAUCAAGUGCCACAUUAACGUGUACCCGCACAAGCAGAGACCCCUGGAGAAACCCGAUGGCCUGGAUGUGUCCGACCAGAGCAAGGAGCACCCCCAGCAUCUGUGCGAGAAGUGCAAGGUGCUGGGCUACUACUGCCGGCGUGUGCAAUGA
Molecule: messenger RNA, 726 nt
Organism: Rangifer tarandus platyrhynchus (Svalbard reindeer)
Lineage: Eukaryota; Metazoa; Chordata; Mammalia; Artiodactyla; Cervidae
Source: the annotation of a GenBank genome assembly